AGGAGCCCCCGCACGUUGUCUGGUUGUGUCACUCACAACACAUUCAUUCUUUUCUUUCGCUUCAUUGUACGUUUUUUCUCUUCUCUUCAGGAUUCUUGUGUUGCCGUUCGUCGUUAUUGAAGUCGCGUCUCCCCUCUUUCUUAGCAGCCAUGGCGCUUAUUCGCAUGUUUGGCGACUUGCUGCACCUCGGUGCAAUCUUCAUUCUGCUGUCGAAGAUGCUGCGACAGCGCUCCGCCGCUGGCAUCUCUCUCAAGUCGAUGCAGCUGUUCGCCAUCGUCUUCUGCACGCGCUACAUAGAUCUCCUCUUCAAAUACGUAGGCCUCUACAACUCCGUCAUGAAGAUCUUCUUCAUUGCCUCCACGGUGCAUAUUUGCUAUUUGAUGAAAUUCAGAAGCCCCUGGAAGGCCACCUACGAUCGCGAGAACGACACGUUUCGUAUUCGAUACCUCAUCGUACCUUGUGUGGUGUUGGCUCUUCUGUUCCACAGUACGCCGCGAAUCAACGUUGUGGUGGAACUUCUGUGGACCUUCUCGCAGUACCUCGAGUCUGUGGCGAUUCUUCCGCAGAUUUUCCUGCUCGAGUACACGGAUCGCUACGACGCGCUCACCUCGCAUUACCUCUUCUGCCUGGGCGCGUACCGUGUGGUGUACAUGUUGCACUGGCUCAUUCUGUACUACGUGCGGGACAGGGUGAUGUGGGUGUCUGUUAUCAGCGGCCUUGUGCAGUCGUUGCUGUACGUGGACUUCUUCUACCACUACGUAACGCAGGUAGUGCGUCGCGCGAAGCAGCGCUACGAGCUGGCGAAGUAA
Molecule: messenger RNA, 809 nt
Organism: Leptomonas pyrrhocoris
Lineage: Eukaryota; Euglenozoa; Kinetoplastea; Trypanosomatida; Trypanosomatidae
Product: ER lumen retaining receptor-like protein
Exons: 1
Coding region: 150-809 (219 amino acids)
Biological process (GO): endoplasmic reticulum to Golgi vesicle-mediated transport; protein retention in ER lumen
Cellular component (GO): membrane; cis-Golgi network; endoplasmic reticulum
Molecular function (GO): ER lumen protein retrieval receptor activity
Source: RefSeq, a predicted model, not a curated record